Messenger RNA from Arabidopsis lyrata subsp. lyrata, 505 nucleotides. Its product is annotated as ubiquinol-cytochrome c reductase complex 6.7 kDa protein. Bases 118 to 291 code for a protein of 57 amino acids. The transcript has 2 exons. Lineage: Eukaryota; Viridiplantae; Streptophyta; Magnoliopsida; Brassicales; Brassicaceae. The record is from RefSeq and is a predicted model, not a curated record.
GAAUUCCUUUUUAAUGUCAAAAAUUCCCCAAAAUUGAUUAUCGUCAUUUCGUUAAGGAUCUUUGUGGGGUUUGAUCGAAUUUGAUAGCGAAGGAGAGAGAGAGAGAUCGAAGCAGUGAUGGCAGGAACAUCUGGAUUGCUCAACGCCGUGAAGCCAAAGAUCCAAACGAUUGAUAUUCAGGCCGCCGCUGGAUGGGGAAUCGCCGCCGCAGCUGGUGCCAUCUGGGUCGUCCAACCAUUUGGUUGGAUAAAGAAGACAUUCAUUGACCCACCUCCAACUGAAGAGAAGUGAGAAAUCACCAAGAUUCAAGACAAAGUGAAGAGUUUUCCAGUUUCUAAGUUUGUUAUCGCCUCUUUGGCGUGGAGCUGAAUAAAUUUUGGUUCUUUUCUGGGGUUUUGUGUUUUCAUUUCUUCAAUGUAGUAGACUGAUUUGUCUUCUCAAAUGUUAUAACACAAGAAAAGCACAUUCUCCAAGUUAUUUGAAAAGAUAACCCAUUUUACAUUUA